UAGGGAAGGAGAUCAAAGCCAAGCCGACACUUCCUGUUGCCCGGCUCUUUAUAAAACGUGACGGGCGCACGAGCUGCAGAGUCGCACCGUAGCGCACCCAGCCGCCGCCGCCGCCGCCGCCUCCGAGCGCCUGAGGUUUCCCGGGACCACAAUGCAGAAGCUGUUGUGGGGCGCGCUAGUGCUUCUGGACGUCUCCAUUAAGUGGACCAUCCAGGAAACCUUUCCUCCCAAGUACCUGCAUUAUGACCCAGAAACCUCUCGUCAGCUCAUGUGUGCCCAGUGUCCCCCUGGCACCUACCUGAAACAGCACUGCACCUCCAGGCACAGCACGGUGUGUGCACCCUGCCCCAAGCACUACUACACCGACAGCUGGCACAGCAGCGACGAGUGUCUGUACUGCAGCCCGGUGUGCAAGGAGCUGCAGCUUGUCAAGCAGGAGUGCAACGGCACCCACAACCGUGUGUGCGAAUGUGAGGACGGCCGCUUUCUGGAGCUCGAGUUCUGCCUGAAGCACAGGAGCUGCCCGCCAGGGUUUGGUGUGCUGCACGCUGGAACCCCUGAGCGAAAUACAGUUUGCAAAAGAUGUCCAGAUGGAUUCUUCUCGAGUGAAACAUCAUCGAAGACACCCUGCAGAAAACACACAAAUUGCAGUGCGCUUGGUCUCCUUUUAACUCAGAAAGGAAAUACUACACAUGACAAUCUAUGUUCUGGAAACAGUGAAGUGACUCAAAAAUGUGGAAUAGAUGUCACCUUAUGUGAAGAGGCAUUCUUUAGGUUUGCAGUUCCUACCAAGUUCACCCCUAACUGGCUCAGCAUUCUUGUAGACAACUUGCCUGGCACCAAAGUAAACGCGGAGAGUGUCGAGAGAAUAAAACGGCAACAUAGCUCCCAAGAACAAACUUUCCAGCUGCUGAAGUUAUGGAAACAUCAAAACAAAGACCAAGAUACGGUCAAGAAGAUCAUUCAAGAUAUCGACCUCUGUGAAAACAGCGUGCAGCGCCACAUUGGACACAUGAACCUCUCCUUCGAGCAGCUUCGCAGCUUGAUGGGAAACUUGCCUGGGAAGAGAGUCCCAGCAGAAGACAUUGAGCAGACCACGAAGGCAUGCAAAUCAAAUGAGCAGAUUCUGAAGCUGCUCAGCCUGUGGAGAAUAAAAAAUGGCGACCAAGACACUUUGAAGGGCUUAAUGCACGCACUCAAGCACCUGAAAACAUACCAUUUCCCCAAAACUGUCACUCAAAGCCUAAAGAAGACCAUCAGGUUCCUUCACAGCUUCACUAUGUACAGACUGUACCAGAAGCUGUUUUUAGAAAUGAUAGGGAACCAGGUUCAAUCCGUAAAAAUAAGCUGCUUAUAACCGGAAGUGAUCAUUAGGCUGUUUUCUCACCCAUGGGUCAGAGCGCAUGGAUGAGUAAGCCAUUUCUCAGGCACUUGAGGGGGUACAAUGAUUUCUUUCUCAUCUCCAAUGUCAAGGUUCGGCCACAGGGCAUGAAAAAAAAAGAAGUUAUGGUGUGGCAAAAUAACUAAUAUUUCCUCCCAAAAUUCAAUAAAUCCCAAAUAAUUUAUCCAACUAACAGAUCUGGUCCAAUAUCUACUCACUACAUUUUCCUUUAUUACUGCUUGCAGUAAUUCAACUGGAAAUAAAAAACUAGACUUCAUUGUAACUUACUAAAUAUGGGAAUGUCUAAUUUAAAUAGCUUUGAGAUUUCAGCUGUGCUAGAGGCUUUUAUUAGAAAGCCAUAUUUUUUUUCUGUAAAAGUUACUAAUAUAUCUGUAACACUAUUACAGUAUUUGUUAUUUAUAUUCUUUCAAAUAUAAGGUUUGUACAUAUUAUCAUCCUAAAUGGAAAUUGUGUAAGACAAUUUUAGAAAGAAGAAAAAUAUAUGCUGUUUAUUAUUAUGACAAGUGAAAGAGAUAAAAUAUAUAUUUUUAAUGGAAAGUGUGUAGAUUUUCCUAAUAACUUCUUGCCAUUCUUCCCAUGUGGAAUGUUUUUGUAAUAUAAUUUCACCUGUAUAAGUUGUAAUAUCAUUUUAUAGAAAAUUUGUUCUUUAGUCGGUUGUUUAAUGUUGGAAAGUGUAUGAAAUAUAAAUUAUCUGAUUAUUAGAUGCUCUGAGAAACUGAA
This is a messenger RNA of Condylura cristata (star-nosed mole), 2122 nucleotides long. RefSeq names its product tumor necrosis factor receptor superfamily, member 11b (gene TNFRSF11B). Lineage: Eukaryota; Metazoa; Chordata; Mammalia; Eulipotyphla; Talpidae. The record is from RefSeq and is a predicted model, not a curated record. Gene Ontology annotation, molecular function: protein binding. Gene Ontology annotation, biological process: signal transduction. The transcript is spliced from 5 exons. Bases 152 to 1357 code for a protein of 401 amino acids.